Suillus paluster is the source of this 348-nucleotide messenger RNA. RefSeq lists its product as uncharacterized. The transcript is spliced from 4 exons. Lineage: Eukaryota; Fungi; Basidiomycota; Agaricomycetes; Boletales; Suillaceae. The coding region runs from base 1 to 348 and encodes 115 amino acids. The record is from RefSeq and is a predicted model, not a curated record.
AUGGCCAAGUUACUGGACCAUCAAAGCCCCGCUCUUUCCAGCUAUAGCUGCCCUACUGCUGCCUUACCAACUACGCAUUCUGAAGUUCCCUCAUCUGAGCCGACAUACCUGAUGUCUCUAGACGAUGUAGACAUUGAAGAAGAUGAUCAAAAUCUUCUUUUCACUCAGUAUACUAUAGAAACUGUCCAAGCGAGUCAUUUGGUGGCCCAGACACGCGUCAAACAGUAUGCGAAGCUUUUGCAACUACUACAGCGGGAGGCGGAUGAAUGGGGGAGGAGGGUUGAGAAGGCUUCGCUUGUACUUCCAAACUUCAAGUCACGAAUUGAGCCAUUGUUAUCAGUCAAUUGA